ACAAAAAAGAAAGUCAAUAAAGACAAAAGGGUCCUCUAAAAAGAAAAAACCAAUAACUUUGUCAAAAUUGCUUUGAACGCUAAACCUCUUCGUCUCCCAUUGAUCUUCACUCCACUCAACCUCUUUUCUCCUCUGAUCUCUGCCACCGGCCGACGGGCCUCCGUUAUUCUCCAGUGAAACUCUCUUCAUCUUCGGCGAACCAUUGUUCUCACAACCUCUCUUCACCUCUGCCGGACCUUCAACCUCUUAUCUCUUCCAUUGUCGGACCUUAUCCUUGCCUCUACCCUCCGUUGGAGCUUCUCUCUUCGUCAAUUUGGGUCAUUUUGUCUCUGGAAUAUGAAGCCACAACCAUAUGAAGAACUUCGACUCAAAAAUAUGGCAGAAAAUCAGAAAAGGAUAGAUGCUCUCAAGUUGCGUCAACUAUCGAAAUCCAUAUCCAAACCGUCUUCUUCGAUUUCGAAACCAUCUUCGAAAAUUGAUACGGAAAAAAGUUUAAAGCCAAAGCUGAAAGCUCAAAACAAAGGUGGAACAAGUGCUUCCAAAUUUGAGCUACCCAAUGCAAGAUCAAGCUUUGAAUUGGUUAGGAUAUUCAGCAUCAAGCGUGAAAAUUUAGCUAAUAAUAUUGAAAAAUCUGUUGCACAAGUGGUUGGAACUAGAGAAAAUGUUAGCAAUCAAAAAGCCUUUGUUUAGGAUUGCACCUCAGGCACCAAUCAAAUUAUCAAAUUUCACAACAAUUGGUCAAAAGGAUUUAACCUCAAACAAGGGUCAUGAUACAGCAAAAGAGAAAUUUGAUGCCAAGAAAGUCACAAAUGAAGCAUCAGUGACUAAAAACCAUGAGUCAAGACAAAACCAAGAUCCAAGAGGCAACCUUAUCACUCAAAGCAAAGGAUCCCUGCAGAAAAAAGAGAUGUUUAAUCCCAAGAGAGUCACGAAUGAAGCAUUGGUGACUAAAAACCAAGGAUCCAAACAAAAUCAAGAUCCAAGAGGCAACCUUAUGACUCAAACCAAAGGAUUUGUGCAGAAUCAACAUCCAAAUAAACAACCUGCGAGAAAGGUAGUUCUUGAAGAAGUUGAGUCACCCAUGAAAAUUACUUAUGCUGAAAAUGACAACUUAGGAACAAGAGAGAAUCCAAAAAAAUGGGUGGGGGAUGAAGACGAUGAGGCAAUGGAGAGUCAGCAAAGUGCAACAAAGAAGACAAAAAGAAUUCCAUUGUGCAAAUCAACGACAAUUGUUGAGUUUCUUAAGGAAAACAAUGUACUUAGCGAUGAAGAAGAUGAAGAAGAAUUGGAAAAUGAAGACGAAGAUGGAGAAUAUGCCAUGGAAGAAGAAAAUGAAGAGGAAGAUGGUGAAAAUAAUGGUACAAUUAAGAAAAAAACACGUGGAUCUACUCAAUGCUUGAAAAUACAUGCAAGAAAAAUUCAAGAUCGUCAAGAAGUUAUACUUGAUGAUAUUGGAGAACCGAUUGGACCUGACGAAAAUGUUGUCUCUGACUUGAGUAUGUUUCUUGGCACUGUCGCUAGGAACUCAGCUUUUUGUCCCUUCCUUUACACAAACUUUAAGAAAGUUGUAGAGAAUCAUGGGGAAGCUAUAUGGAAUUUUGUUCAGGGUAUAUUUAUUAUUCCCGAGAAAGGAAGGAAAGGUGUUUUUUCUUGAAUCAACGAUGCUUGGAGACGUUACAAAAGUCAAAUCAAGCAAAAUCAUUAUCUGCCAUAUUCGACCUUAAAGGAUAGGUUAAAGCACAGGCCUGAUGAAGUACGAGAACCUCAUUUCAAGAAAUUGUUGAAAUUUUGGGACCAUCCUACUAUCCAAAACAUAAGCCAAAAAAACACUGCCAAUAAGGCUAAGCAGAAGUUUAUGCAUCGAAUGGGGCCGAAAAAAUUUGCUAUGAUUCGGCAAAAAUUGCUCGCAAAGAAGGAUGAUGGAGAGGAAGUCACCCAAGCAGAAAUGUUUAUCGAAACACGUCAACCUCAAAAAGGAAAAACCGAUGAAGAAACAGAGGCAGCUGUUGCCAAGCUUCAGGAUUCAAUCCAAGAUUCCAGUCAGUCUCCAAACCAAGUGUUUCAGUCUUUGUUUGGUAAAGAAAAGCCUGGUAAAGUUCGUUGUUUUGAAAGAACAGCUACAUCGUCAAUGUUGAAGAAGAAUGAAGAAAUUGCCAACAUUAAGAAACACUAUGAAGGUGAAAUGACUAGGAUGAAGGAGAGGAUGGAAGCAUAUGAGUCAUUGACAAAGAAGAGGAUGGAAGCAUAUGAGUCACUUCUAAAAUGUGUAUUACUGCAACAAAAUCCAAAUUUAAGUGUAGAUGAUGUGGAUAACAUGAUGGGACAUGCUUUGGGCAUUGAAAAUAGUGCAGUACACCAUUCAUCUACAUCAACCCAUGUUCCUAAAAAGUUUAGACCGAAGAUUAUCUUCAAGAGGAAUGAUGCUAGUGGAUUGCACGUAAUACUUGUUUUAUGUUUUGGAAAUGCAAGACCCGUAUUUUAUUUUUUGGAAUAAAAAACUUAGCUGUUUUUUCUUUUGGAAGACAAGACACUUGACUGUUAUGUUUAUUGUGGAACCGUGAAUUGGUUUUUUGUGGAAGUUACCGGAUUUUGUUAAAGAUGACUUUGUCUUUCCUUAAUUAAAUAUAUAUUUUAAGA
This is a messenger RNA of Medicago truncatula (barrel medic), 2637 nucleotides long. RefSeq lists its product as uncharacterized. Lineage: Eukaryota; Viridiplantae; Streptophyta; Magnoliopsida; Fabales; Fabaceae. The record is from RefSeq and is a predicted model, not a curated record. The coding region runs from base 662 to 1654 and encodes 330 amino acids. The transcript has 9 exons.